AUGGAGAACGAACGCGGUGAACUCGUCGACCUCUACGUCCCCCGCAAAUGCGCUGCGACUGGCAGGAUCAUCAAGGCCAAGGACCACUCUAGCGUCCAGAUCUCGAUCGCUAAGGUCGAUGAGAACGGCCGUUACACCGGCGAGAACCAGACCUACGCCAUCUGCGGCUUCGUCAGGGCCAUGGGCGAGUGCGACGACAGCUUCAACAGGCUCACACAGAGGGACGGCUACUUGAAGAACGUCUGGAGCGCAUCCCGAUAAGCGUGCACGAUGAGUUUGGCGAGGAGUUUAGUGGAAUACCGGACUGGAUCAAAAGGAGUGCUGGUCGAGCGUAGUAUCGUCUACAGCUCGGAAGAUGCCCCGCUUCAUUUUCGAUGAGCCCAAUAGACUCACGAUUUCGGCAUGACGGUUUUCACGGAC
Messenger RNA from Aaosphaeria arxii CBS 175.79, 420 nucleotides. RefSeq names its product ribosomal protein S21e. The transcript has 6 exons. The record is from RefSeq and is a predicted model, not a curated record. Gene Ontology annotation, cellular component: cytosolic small ribosomal subunit; ribosome. NCBI's taxonomy places the organism in Eukaryota, Fungi, Ascomycota, Dothideomycetes, Pleosporales. Gene Ontology annotation, molecular function: structural constituent of ribosome. Gene Ontology annotation, biological process: translation; endonucleolytic cleavage to generate mature 3'-end of SSU-rRNA from (SSU-rRNA, 5.8S rRNA, LSU-rRNA); endonucleolytic cleavage in ITS1 to separate SSU-rRNA from 5.8S rRNA and LSU-rRNA from tricistronic rRNA transcript (SSU-rRNA, 5.8S rRNA, LSU-rRNA). Bases 1 to 261 code for a protein of 86 amino acids.